CAUAGUAGUACUUAGCUUGGCCUGCCAAGUGAGCUCAGUAGCCGACUUGUGUUCUCCCGAUAUAAUCAUGACCCUCCUAACCACUUUAGCAGAGUCCAACUAUCCAGCUAGUCUAUUGUCAGCUCGUGUAUUACACGCUUCUCCUUCUCUCCCAGAGCUUUAUUCAUCCUCCCAUAAUACACCCCUCCUUAACAGAUUGAAACGCAGUACCCCGCCUAUGAACACUGCGGCCGCUCUUUCUUCUGUCGAUCUACAGCACCAUAUUUACAACUCACUACUCGAGUCGCGCACAGCAGAUGUCGCUUUGCAUGUUCAUGGCACUUGGGAGGCCAUCUAUAAGCUGCACCGCGUAGUCCUCAUACAAUCGGGAUUCUUCAGCUCGCUUUUCACAGCUGGCUUUCUUGAAUCCUCUCCUAAACUUCGUAGCCAUCUACGGGGACCUGAGGAAAUUGACGUCAUCUUCGAUGACCGCAAUAUCACUCGUGCAGCUUUUGAGAUAUGCAUCGCACGAUUAUAUGGUGGAGGACCACCCCUAUAUGUCCCAUCAUCCCUCAUCCCAAGCUCAUCUCACCCACUCACCCCUGCUUUUUCUGGUUCCCCUCUACCUUGCGAUACACCAAAGGGACAUCAUACCGCCAGCCCUAGACUCUUGCUCUCACUUCUGGCCACAGCAGUUUAUCUCUCCAUACCGUCCAUAGCAUCACAGGCCGUCAACUGCAUCAUGAACACAAUCGGACCGUACACCGUCAUUCCUUACCUCAACUUCGCUAUCGGUAAACCGGUUGAUACUUGUCCUGACAAGGAAGCCGAAGCAGCAGUGGGCCUGGAGCACAUUGCACAGCCAGUCACCCAUGAGAGUCGCGCAUCCAGUACAUCGCGUUCUCCACUGCGCAUAUCAGGUACCAAGCAGGAUCCUGCUGAUGACUUGUCCGAUAAAUUACAGGAUUUAGAUGUGCAGAAAGAGGAUCCUGCAGAAUCCGAGGCGGACUCUGAACCAGAGGAUGCGCCGAUCCGCGAACCUCACUUCCAUUAUGGUUUAUUAUCAGACAAGAUUGGCGAGGCUGCGGCAUGCUGGCUCGCGCGGUGGGGCGCGGACAUGUUUGUCCAUGAAGAGAAAGCAUCUCUUGGUCCAGGACUCCCUGCUACCCCAGUCCCCGUUCCUGUACAUGUUGUGUCGUCACGCAAGAGGGCCGAUACCAUGCCCACCAAGCCUUCACUUCACAGCGAGCCUACUGUACCAGAACCACAUGUGGUCCCCGUGAUCUGGACAAGGGGUGGCUUGAAUUCGAAGUGGGUGCGGCAGAUUCUAGGCUCCGAUUUAUUGUUUGUGAAAGGAGAGAAGGAACGGUACGAAUUGGCUUGCGCUGUCGUCGAACUUCGGAGAAGGCAGGGCAUUGAUGAGGAGGAAGAGAAAGACUGGGAGAUACUGUUCCGUGAAGGCAUCUACUAUUCCAAUAUGCACAUGGACGAUAUCAUAGCAACGUCGCAGCACAUCUCUCCCACCACUGGUCGACCAUAUGUUCCCAUUUCGGUUUUACAGGAAGCCCAUUGGGAUCAGUCAUUAUUGCGAUGUCAAAUCACAGCCAAACCCAACACAACCACUUCUCCCUCAUCCCCGUCCUCGAGCCCUCCACCUUCGCGAGAGAAGGAACUUGGGUUGCCCAUCACGACUGCAGAGAUUCUUGCUCGAUUGCCAGCUCCGAACUCUCCACUACAUCCAGCAGAUGACAAAGGCAAGCCAUAUUAUCCCGUAGCACAUGAUUCAUCCGUACGCAUUGGUGAUAGUGGGGGCAUCGAAGGUACUUCUAUGGACCAACUCUUCGAGCCACCUCCACCAUUGUCCAGUCCGAGCGCGGAGGGCAAGACGCCCGUUCGUGCAACAACUUCGGAGGCUACUUUCUUCGGUCUGAAGUCAGAGCGACAAACCGCAUCUGGCUGUAUAGCAUCUGACGCCACGGGCAAAGCGCGGUGGUCACCCUACCCUCCGUUCAGGUUUGCAGUGGAAUUCUGGGAUAUCGACGCACUGAAGGAGAAGUCACGCUUGCACUCACAAACGAUCUGGUACGCGGGAAGUUUGUUCAAUGUAUACGUGCAAGUUGUUCGGAAGAAGGGCAUUCAGCUCGGAGUGUAUCUUCAUCGACAAUCGCACAUUGAUCCUAUUCCCGCACAUUCGGCGCCAUUGACAUUCAAUCGUGUGGAACAUACACACAACAGAAUACCAUCAUUACCACUUACUGCAUCGCAGUCCUCCCCCUCCAUUCGCCCUCUAUCACGAAGUACGACACCUAAUUCAAACCCAUCGACAUCAUCCGGUCUCGUUACGUCCUAUCCCUCUUUCCCCAGCACCAUUCCAGCUACCUCACCUCCCGUUGCUCCAGUGCAACCAUAUCGCGACCCCCGACCUGCUGUUGCAGCUUACUUCACUAUUUCUUGUGCCAGUUCUACCGGUUCAUCUAUUACGAGAUUUACGAGCGUCCCGGACGUGUUUUCAGUCAGCCAGAGUUGGGGUUGGAAGUCGAGCUCUUUGCGGACCGAGGAUAUUCUAGAGAUCGGCCCGGAUGGGCAACCUGUCAAGCCUACAACUCCAGCCCAGAAAUUGAACAGCCUCCGCGCCACCAUUGUUCUGGGCAUCGUCUAGACUUGGUUCAGGGCCCCGGAUUUAUAAUGGUUAUAUAUGGAUUUUUUGCCAGGGACCAUUGCUAUAUUUGCUAUCACUUCAUGAUGUCACAUUCCAUCUAUGUAUUUAGUGCGUUUGUUCAUCGUCUAGUAUGGAACAUUGCACCUAGUCUUAUUAUGCAUGCUAAUGAUAAUCUGAUUUAUGUACUCCACGCUUAAAAUAUGCUUGUGACCAAUGUGAAUCACUCCGUCCUUGCAGUUGAGAG
This is a messenger RNA of Suillus paluster, 2882 nucleotides long. RefSeq lists its product as uncharacterized. Gene Ontology annotation, molecular function: protein binding. NCBI's taxonomy places the organism in Eukaryota, Fungi, Basidiomycota, Agaricomycetes, Boletales, Suillaceae. The transcript is spliced from 5 exons. The record is from RefSeq and is a predicted model, not a curated record. Bases 68 to 2638 code for a protein of 856 amino acids.